AUGAGCGACACUUUCAACUACGAUCCCACUUGGCUGUCGAGAAGGAUGCCAGGACGGCGGUCGAGGAUACUCGUCAACAUGACGCCCGUGAUCGCACCGCCAGUGAAUACGAACGCGAUUGGUGCUCUUACUACUCAUAACAGUACCAUGAACGCUUACUGGCAGAGGCUCCUGCUAUUCUUCUUCCUCGCAACGCAGCCUCCUCCCUCGGACCAACAGGCCGCACAGUCCCUCGCAGACAGCCUAUUGCACCGCCCUUCGAGUGACUAUGUAGCGCCGCCCCGUGUCAUGCCGCCCAUGCCACCUCGCUACCUUGGGUCCUGCCACUGGGAGGUCCAGCUCGAAAACGGCAGCACGUUUGUCGUCCGGGUGCCGGAAGGCCUGAAUGAGGGCAGCGAAUGGUUCCUCCAUCUUUCCGAUCGCUCGAUACAACGCAUUCGCAUUCCGCCCGAAUCGAAGUCUUCGUCGUCUAGUCAGGCAACGUCGUCGUCGGCGACUCCGUCAUCGGAGACCUCGCCUAGCUCCACUCCGUCGACUGUCCCUUCCACUCCUGCGACCGGUGGCGUGCAGGAGGCACCUGUGGGUACGACCAACGCGAACGCCACGGGUGAUGCGGGAACUCCGAUUCCUCCUACGAGCGUUUCCACGGACGAGGCGCCCACGACGCAUUCUUCCCCGACCACUGGGCCUUCCAUGGCCUCGAGCGCUCCCGCUUCGCCAAGCGCUCCUGCGAUGCCAACGGUCGCGGUUGCUCAGGCCGCGCCCAUCCAGCUGAACGAGGACAUCGUAAUGACUGGCGACCCCAUCCCCGGUCCUCCCUCUCUCUCUGAUUCCCAUGCCGGCGCACGGUCGGCAUUAGCUCCUCGCCGUAACCGCAACCACGCUAGGAUGAACGUGCGCCAUGCGCCGUACACCAUCACCGAAAGACCUCAGGCUGCCGCUCCGCGCGCAGACCUGACGGCUAACAGCAACAUAUCAACCGGCGCCGCCCUCAUGGGAGGUGCCCUCGCGAGCGGCGCAGGCGGACUAGCGCCGUCGCACGUCAGUGCAGCGCCGGUCGCCGCCAGUCUCGUCGACUUGAGCGCCUACGAACAUUUCCCGCCGUGCCCCGUCCUCCGCCAGCACAUGCCCUACCUCUACCAGGUCCCGCCGGCGCCUGCGGGCAUGCAUGUGUGCAUGGAGACGCGCUUCUGCAAGCCGAAGAGGAAGCCCAGCGGUUAUUAUUACGGCCAGCCUUGUUUCGCUUCGAGUCAGAGUCUUGACCGCCACAUCAACUCGGUCGCCCAUCGCGGAGUUAAGGUCCCGUGCCCCCACUGCGGGAUGCCGAUGGCGCGCACGGACACUAAGCACGCCAGAACGUGCACGGGUCCCAAGAAGGGUCCGGGCAAUGGUGGCGCGGGCGGUGCGUCGGGCUCGGGAUCCUCGCAGGCGGGCCCGUCUCGCCUCGCCGCCUGA
This is a messenger RNA of Peniophora sp. CBMAI 1063, 1455 nucleotides long. NCBI's taxonomy places the organism in Eukaryota, Fungi, Basidiomycota, Agaricomycetes, Russulales, Peniophoraceae. The record is from the annotation of a GenBank genome assembly.